This is a messenger RNA of Melanotaenia boesemani (Boeseman's rainbowfish), 2312 nucleotides long. RefSeq lists its product as uncharacterized. NCBI's taxonomy places the organism in Eukaryota, Metazoa, Chordata, Actinopteri, Atheriniformes, Melanotaeniidae. The record is from RefSeq and is a predicted model, not a curated record. The transcript is spliced from 11 exons. Bases 3 to 1676 code for a protein of 557 amino acids.
UCAUGCGCGCUCUGGAAACGACGUUGGUAUCCUCUUAUCCCCCAUCCACACAAACAAACAGUGGCGAAUUUGUCCAUCGGCGGAAUUAUUUUUCACGCAGGCUGCAGGAGAUGCCACCCUACGUCCUCAUCACAGCACUUUUUACCCUUCCUGUUGUCGCAGGUUGGGAUUUACUUGGUGAAAGGGAGAAAGUCCAGAUGGUGUGUGUUGGGCAGGAAUUUCGUUUACCGGUGGACUCGACUUCUAGAAUUGUGACUUUUACACCGGACUCUGGGGGACCAAAACAAGUUCUGCUGGAGAGAACUGCUGUGAAGGACUCGCGUUUCGAAUGGACCAGAGAUAAGACGUUAGUCCUGAAAGAAGUGUCUCACAGCGAUCAGGGACUUUAUGCCAACAAACUAUCUGUCGGAUUCACUUACGAGACAGUUCACCUGAUUGUUUCAGAAUGCAUUAAGCCCUACCGGAAAAACUAUGGGGAGAACUUCGAGCACAGCAUCCCUGAAAAUGCUUCUGUGCUGGAGUUUUCUCCACGCGGGGCUCCGCUGGAGGCCAUGCCAGUCGUGUUGUGGAACCGGACAAACCCUGAAACAAGUGAUGCAGGCCGCGGACGGCUGCAGCGAGGGGGGAAGGUCUGGGUGGCAGAGAGGGUCACACAAGCAGACCAAGGCAACUACACUGUGAGAGACGACAAUGGGAAGGUGCUGUCUCGCAGCACCCUCUCUGUUCGUGGACAUUCCUUCAAUGUUACACGCUUCACCAAGGAGUCACUGACCCUCCCCUUAUUUCUCCCUGUCCAUCAUGCCCAUCUCAUUUUCACCCCUGCAAGAUUUCCUGAUGAAUCCUCUCUGGGCCCUUUCGACCCCAAACCCCCUCGUGGCCCGGUCCAGCUGAUUCGUGAAGGCCAGAUUACGGACCAUGAUUUGCGCUAUAGAGGUAUCGUCUCUCUGAACAGGAACGGAUCCAUCCAUGAGGUCGUCAUCACAAGGCUCACACCGCGGCACGAUGGGCUGUAUGAAGUCAGAGAUGGGAAUGGUAACCUGGUGUCCUCCACCUACCUGCAUAUGAUUGAAAAAAGGGGGGGCUCUUGGCGAGCACUCUUUAAAUCCAUCACAGUCCCCUCUGGCAUGUUUGUGUCGCUGGCUGGUUUCAUCUUGUUCAUGAAGCGCUACCCAACUUGCAGCCUCUCACAGAUCAUCAACGGCAUCAGAACAAACCGCACGCCAUCGCCCAGCCCUCCAAGUGUUAACAUCCAGGACUACAGUCAGCCUCAUCCGCCCCCCCCAGCCUAUUACAGUCACACCGAGCAUCCUGGAACACCAAGAAAAUGGACUCCAAGAGCCAGUCCUGCUCACACUGGUUACACUCCUGUUAUGAUUGGGCCUCCUAGAGCUGGGAAUCAGGAAGUACAAAGACUGACAACUGAGAGCGCCUCUAAUCAUAACGUAACCACUGAGGAUGACAAUUCCAAAGAGGAAGAGGACAGAAUUUUCUUUCCUGUACCUGGAGCGUCAGACUGUCUCCACUCCACUGAGGACUGUGUUCAGUUCCAGAUUAAGAAAGAUGGAGAUAAGGAAAAGUGGAGCAAAUCAAAAGAGUUCUUUUCCACACUGCCACUAAAUGUGGACACUUCUGAAUCCUGCAGUGUUUACACAUCAAAGAAGCUGGACUUUUUAUAAAACAGGAGUUAUAAUAAGAGAAGUGUGGGUCAUGGAGAACAAAACAAUAAAGGAUUUGGAGGUGACAUUAUGGAAGAAAACAACCUCACCUGUGCAAUUUGCACAAUUUUAAUAUUUUGGUUGUAAUGAUUUGAUUUUUUUAAGCAUGAAUUGAGUAUUAACCUUGCUGUAUCACAUCGCACUGGGUGAUAGUGCGCCUGAAAUCUCCCUCUAUUACCUACCUCCAGACCCUCAGGACCAAUAUGAUCUGAACUGUAUAUGCUGAGUGUCUCAGUGUUUGUUGGUGUUAUAUGAUCUCUAGGGCUGCAUAGACAUUAGAGUAGUUACACUAAUGUUUGCAAAAGAGAUUUUUAACUACUUUGCAUCAGUGUAAUAGUUAAUUUAAGAGCUCACCCAUCAUCUUGGCCUUUCUUAACCACAGAAACAGUUGCUUACCAGUUUAACAGUAUAUCUUUUUUUCAGAUAUAAUACAUUGCCCUUGGAGAUAAUUAUAUAAUAAGUAUGUGAUGUGUAGCAUAUUUCUCCAAAUAUUGCGACAACCUGUAAAUAUUUAAUGCUUAUAUAAAGAAUAUUCACACAUUAUCGUCAAAUAUUUAAAUAUUCCUGUUUCAAACAAUAAAAUUAAUAUUUAACACA